Molecule: messenger RNA, 4167 nt
Organism: Daktulosphaira vitifoliae (grape phylloxera)
Lineage: Eukaryota; Metazoa; Arthropoda; Insecta; Hemiptera; Phylloxeridae
Exons: 3
Coding region: 1890-4064 (724 amino acids)
Source: RefSeq, a predicted model, not a curated record
ACCACGAAGACAAGUCCAGAGGUCAAAUUUUUUUUUUUCAAAUCAAAGUAUAUUACAUUAACUUUAAUUUAAAAUAUAUAUAUAUAAGUGUUAGUCUUUCCGGAACAUUUUCAAAAGUUUAGUUGAAAAAGUUAAUUUUUUGUAAAAAAGUUACCAUUUUGAAACCCUUUCUGUGGGCUGUUAAAGGGUCAAAUGUUCACAAAAAUAUAUAAUAUGAUAGGUAAAUAUCUAAGGUAUUUAUAAAAAAAAAGAUAUAUUGAUUCGAUUAUUUUUAAAAAAGUUAUGGCACUUUUAAGUAAAAAAAAUUGAAAAAAUAUCGAAAAUUAGCGAUUUUUAAAUUUGUAAUUUUUUGGGGGAUUUCCCCCGUUUACGGGGAACGAGGGAAUUUUUUUCAAUUUUUGAGGGUAAUGUCUUCGACUAGAUACGAUUUGUGAUCUUUUGAAAUAUUGUUCAUCAAAAUCAGUCCAGCGAGAGCUGAGAUUGAGCGUUCAAAGAUACAAAAACAAAAAAAUAAAAACAAAACACAUUAUAGUAAAAUUAAUACCUUCUCAGCUUCGCAUCGAAGCUAAAAAUAUGUAACUAAACUCCAAUAUCAUAAUUAACUCUUAUUUCAUUCAUUAUUCCUAAUUGGCAGUUCUAUGAUUUAUAAGUAUAAUUAUAAUAUUAACAUAUAAUAUGAUGUUAUCAUUUGUACAUGAAUGUCACAUAUUAUGAUUAUACAAGAUCACCAAAACAGGGUUCUCUUAUUUAAAAUACAAAAUAACCCUUUAAUUAUACGAUAAAAUCUCCCUCUUGUAGAAAUUAUUAAGUAACGUCUACACUAGGGUGGCUAAAAAAAAAUCGAUCUUCGUAAUGUUUAUGAGAUACCUCAUAAAUGUAUUAUAUACAUUAAAAUAAACAUUUUAUGAAAAUUUGAGAUUAAAAAAAAAAUUUUUACAGGUCGCUCAACGCGUUUUAAGAAAAUUGACCAAAAAUACUCAAAAAAACAUAAAAUGUCAUUAUUUAUUCAAUUUUUGUUCAAAUUUCUUACUUAGUACAUCUAAAUUGUUCGUUUUUUAAUGCCGAAUAAUAAUAAUUAGAAAAAAAAAUUGUAAGUCCAAAACUGAUUGCGUAAAGUCCAUAAAAAGCUCAAAAAUAUGGUUAAGUUCAACGAACACUUAAGUAAACCAAAAAAUUUUUUUUUUUCAUUUUUUUUUUUUAAUUUGAUUAAUAUUUGUGUGUAUAUUAAGAGGAAAAAAUUUUUUCCACUAAUGUUUAAAACUACUACCUUUUUUUUAGAUUAUAACGUACGCUAGAAUAUACGAUGUACAAAAAUAUAAAUGAAAAUAUCGUCAAAUUUUACUUUUUCCUUUUUACAUUUUUUGUGGCAAUGUUUAAUAUAUCUUUAUAUUUAAGUUUAAUUAUUGUUUGAUUGAUUAUAGUCUUAAGAAUUAAAAACGUAAAAAUAUAAUGUUAAUAAUUUUUUUGCUAAUAUAAAAUUUUAUGUACACGAAGUUAUAAAUUUAGGGUCAAAUGCGUAUAUUUCAUAAGUAUUACAACAAAACCAAGUUUAAUUAUGACAAUAAUCGCGAUCACGACGAUAAGAUACCAUAAACGAUGUUUUGGCAUUAUAUUUAUAUCCAGUACUUUUCUUGUAUGGGUUUGUACUGAUUGUUAUACUCACUAUCUUUUUGAUGGUAUCCGACUAAUAUUUGUUAGUUGUACACAACAAACUUUUCUUAAAAGUUAUAGUUCAAUAUACAUUUAAUUUGAUUUUUUAAAUUAAUUUUUAGUUAAAUUCUAUUUUUUAAAUAAUUUUUUAGUUAAAUUCUAUUUUUUAAAUUAAUUUUUAGUUAAAUUCUAUUUAAUAAAUUAAUUUUUUUCUCGUGGUUAUUAAUUAAAGGUUUAUAAUGGUUAGUAUAACAAAAUCUCAUCGUCUAAAUAUUGCUCCUCAAAAAUACAUGCUCGGUAAACAGCUACCUACAAAACGCAAUGUCCUCGGUCAUUUCAUUUAUUUGCAUAAUGUCGAGAAGAAAACAAUAGCAGACACUGCUAUUGAUUGUUCUAAACAUAUAAUUCAGGUGUGGUCGAAAACCGAAUUUCCCAUUAAGCUCAAGUGUAAUAUAAUUUCAAAAAUAAAAUUAUUAUAUACGCAAUGGAUAAAUUUAAAAAAGAAUCAAAAUAGAAAUACUAUUUCACAAAAUAAUAAAGAAAUUAAGUUUUUGGAUUCAUUAAAUGAUAUUUUUGACAUUUCGUAUAGUAAUAUUUUUCAAUCCAACGACUCAAAUAAAGAAUUUCAUAUUCCUCAACUAACUCCUGGAUGUUCUAGCACCACAAAUCCAGAAUUAAAAAUAGUUCCCGCUAGAACUACGCGAUCGAACAUAAACACUAAAGAUGUAGACUUUGUAGAACUUGAACGUCGAACGCGAAAAAAGUUUGAGAGUCUUUCUAGCGCUGACGAUAGUUCACAAGAUACUAGUCUGUCAGAUUUUGAAUGUCAUCUUGAUCAGCCCACAACUAGUAAAAUGAGAAACAAUAUCUUAAACACACAAUUAACUUCAGCGUUAGACAGAACAAACGUAUCUAGCCGAAAAGCCACGUAUAUUUUGGCGUCUGCUUUAACUUCGUGUGAUAAAAAUAUUAAAGAUUAUUCCAUAAGUAAAGAUUCAAUUCGAAGAGCUCGCAAUUUUAAUAGAAAAAUUAUAAAUAAUGAAAUAAUAAAAUAUUUUAAACCAAACACUGCUUUAAUGGUUCACUGGGACGGUAAAAUGUUGCCGUCUCAAAACAAAAAAAAUUACACUGAACGUUUAGCGGUAUUAGUAUCUGGUGAUGGCAAAACUAAACUUUUGGGAGUGCCUAAACUUUUAAAUUCUACAGGCCAAUCGCAAGCUGAUGCUGUUAUUAAGCUUUUGAUUGAUUGGAAUUUGGUUAAUCAAACAAAUAUGAUGUGUUUUGACACUACUGCCUCCAACACUGGAAAACUAAAUGGUGCAUGUAUUUUAAUCGAAAAACAAUUAGGUAAGGAAUUAUUGAGUUUUGCUUGUAGGCACCAUAUACAUGAAAUAAUAAUUAGUAGAGUUUUUGAUAAACUAAUGCCUCCGUCAACUGGCCCAGACAUAGCUCUCUUCAAAAGAUUUUUUAAUAGCUGGGAAAAUAUAGAUAAAAAACUAUACUGUAAUAUGUUGACAGAUGAUGUUGUAUUAAAUAUAUUAGCACCAGAUAUAGACAUAAUUUCUAAGUUUUGUGAAAAUAAAUUAAAUUUAAAUCAUCCUCGGGAUGAUUAUAAAGAGUUAUUGGAACUUUGUUUGCUAUUCAUCGGAAAAGAGAAUGAAAAAAUUAAAAUUCAUCCACCAGGAGCACUUCACAGAGCGAGAUGGAUGGCUAAAAUUAUAUAUUGUUUAAAAAUUUAUAUGUUCCGUUCUCAAUUUAAACUGACAUCUUCUGAAUUAAAUAAUAUUCAGCAGUUUAAUGUAUUUGUUUUAAAAGUGUAUAUUAAGUAUUGGUUUGAGAGCUCUUAUGCAACAAAAGCUCCAAAUAAUGAUUUAAAUUUAAUAAAAGAGUUGAAAAAUUACAGUUCUAUAAAUAAAUCUAUUAGUGAAGUUGCUAUAAAAGUCUUUUCUGGACAUUUAUGGUAUCUAAAUGAUAUACUUUCAGGACUGUCAUUUUUUGAUGAAGGCAUAUCAAUACAGAACAAAAAAAUAAUGGUUCAAGCUUUAAAUAAAAAAGGAGAAAUAAAUUCAAAAAAAAGAAUAGAUAUAAAAACAGUAAAAGAAAAUGAAGGAGUAAACCAGUUUAUAUCAGAAAAUACUAAAAAAUUAUUUUCUACCCUUGGCAUAAACCAAGAAUUUUUAAAGGAUCAACCAAACACUUGGGCUCAAAAUUCGAACUACAUUCAGGCUAAAAAUAAAGUAGAAUCAUUAUUCGUAAUAAAUGACCCAGCAGAACGCGGAGUCGCUUUAAUGACGAGUUUUAAUAACUGUCUAACAAAUGACGAAGAGCAAAGGCAAUAUUUAAUACAAGUUGUGGAAAGACACCGCAAUGAGUACCCCGAUUGUAAAAAAGCUACAUUGGUGACAAAAAAAUAAAAAAUUAUUUUUAUUUUUAUUUUUAUAAUUUUAAAUAUAUAUGUAUUUUAUAUAGCUAAUGCCAUAUUUUAAAAUAAAAAAAUGUAAAAAGGAAAAAGUAAAA